Molecule: messenger RNA, 1035 nt
Organism: Meloidogyne enterolobii
Lineage: Eukaryota; Metazoa; Nematoda; Chromadorea; Rhabditida; Meloidogynidae
Source: the annotation of a GenBank genome assembly
AUGAUGGCAAAUAUUUUCUUUAAUGCUGGCUGGGGAUUAAUAUCCAGUAAUCAACCUACAAGUGGAAGUAAAUUUUUUUAUUAUUCUAACUGGGAUUUGGCUCAAAUUGGAAUGGCAAUUGCUGUUGGGGUAUUGACUGAUAAUAGAACUAUGUUUAAUGAAGCUAUUAAAGUCUACAAAAGUGAUUGGUAUUGGGGUGCAAGUUCUCAAUUUAUUUAUUAUCUCCAUCCUGGGUAUUUUGGACAAACACAGGAAGCGGGACGAGAUCAAGGACAUAAUACAUUAAGUAUUGGGUUGGGUGGUAUUCUUUGUGAAAUGGCUUGGAAUCAGCAUGUUGAUUUGUAUGGAUGGGAUAAUAAUCGGUUUUUGGCUGGGGCUGAAUAUACAGCUAAAGUCAAUUACAACUUUAAUGGAUCUGGUUUUGCCGAUGUUCCUUAUAUUACUUAUGCUAAUUAUUACGGAAAUGAUGUUGUACAAACAAUGCUAGGGGGAGGAAAAGGCAACAAUCGUCCAAUAUGGUCACUUAUUUAUAAUCAUUAUGAAAAUAGAAUGGGUAUUUCUGCACCUUGGUCAAAGAAAUAUGCUAUAGCAAUGCGUCCAGAAAUUGGCUCAGGCAAUAUUAAUGGGGGUAAUGGAGGUUCUUAUGAUUUCCUCGGAUUUGGAACACUUCUCUACCAACAAGAUGCAAUUUCUGAAUCUUGCUAUCCAGAAGGGCUAACAGCGAGAGUGAAUGGGACAAAAGUAGAAUUGAAUUGGUGGGGCCCUGUAUAUGGAAUAAAUUAUUCUGUAGAUUCAACGUUCUACAACAAUUAAUGGAAAAUUUAAGACUAUAAAGAAAAAAAUUGGAACACAAAUAUUAACAUAUACAGAUUCCCCAGGAAAGGGCACAUUUUAUUACAGAGUUUUAACAAAUGGAUCAACAUGUGCAGCUUCAAAUAUUGCAAAAGCAUUUAUUGGUACAAAACUAUAUUUUAGUCUUUCAUUUAAAAAUGCAUCUAAUGGAUCUUUACCAAUUGAUUUGAGUGAAAACAAAUU